UGACUUUGAAAGUGCAAAAUGUGAAGAGUACAACAGUUGCAGUGCGAGGGGACCAGCCCUGCUGGGAACAAGACUUCAUGUUUGAGAUCAGUCGGCUGGACCUGGGCCUGAUUGUUGAAGUAUGGAACAAAGGGCUGAUCUGGGACACUAUGGUCGGGACUGUGUGGAUUGCACUUAAGGCCAUCCGGCAGUCUGAUGAGGAAGGACCUGGAGAAUGGUCUACGCUGGAGGCAGAGGUCGUAAUGAAGCAUGAUGAGAUCUGUGGGACCAAAAAGCCAACUCCCCAUAAAAUUUUGCUGGAUACAAGAUUCGAGUUACCUUUUGAUAUCCCUGAGGAGGAAGCCAGAUAUUGGACCAAAAAACUAGAACAGAUAAACUCUUUGGGAGAUCGUGGUGAGUAUUCAUUUUCAGAAGAAGUCCAGAAGAAACCAUUGCCCACUGCUGCCUCCCAGUGUUCCUUGGAAGACCCCGAUAGUGCAGUGGAUGAUAGAGACAGUGACUACCGCAGUGAGACCAGCAACAGCAUUCCUCCUCCUUACCACACCAUCUCCCAGCCCAACGCCUCUGUGCACCAGUUCACUGUGCCCUCUCGCCUGCAGCAGCAGGGUGUGUCUCGGGACUCCUGCAUGGACUCCAUGCAGAGCUAUGAUCUGGAUUACCGGGAACGUAUGGCCAUCAGUCCUGCUGGAAGUAGCAGGUAUGGCUCCUCAUGUAAUGUCAGUCAGGGAAGCUCUCAGUUGAGUGAGCUGGACCAUUACCAUGAAAGCACCCAUGGGUCUGAGCAAGAGGAUGAACACCGGGAAGGGGAAUCCAAUCAUUCCUGUCACAGCUCUGGCAGCUAUCAGAAGGAUGGCCAGGAGUGGCGCAGUGAGCCGGAGGAACACCCUGAGCAUCACAGCGGAACAACAGAGAAGGAAAAGGUCUGUGUGAGAGAGGAGACAGCUCAAGAUCAUUCUGCAUCCAAAUUAACCCCACAACUUGAGAAGCCCAACGAUAUCCCUGCAGGGCGGCCAGAGAGUUACCUUGAUGAAAAUGAACCCCCAGCAUUUUCUCCCGCAAGAGCUCGCUGGCUCCGAGCCAUUAACAAAAUACGACUACGGCUUCAGGAGAUACCAGAUGAUGGAGAUCCAUCAAAACCACCUUGGUUCAAAGAAGGGCCUGCAGGUGGUCUCUAUGGCAUUGACAGCAUGCCUGAUCUACGUAAAAAGAAACCAAUUCCACUGGUCAGUGAUUUGUCACUGGUUCAAUCCAGGAAGGCUGGAAUUACCUCAGCAAUGGCCACUAGAACUUCUCUUAAGGAUGAGGAGCUGAAAUCUCAUGUAUAUAAGAAGACCCUGCAAGCCUUAAUUUACCCUAUCUCCUGCACAACCCCUCACAAUUUUGAAGUGUGGACAGCUACAACCCCUACAUAUUGCUACGAGUGUGAAGGGCUCCUAUGGGGCAUUGCAAGGCAGGGUAUGCGCUGCACUGAAUGUGGGGUCAAAUGUCAUGAGAAGUGCCAAGACCUGCUCAAUGCUGAUUGCUUACAGAGAGCAGCAGAGAAGAGCUCUAAACAUGGAGCAGAGGAUCGGACCCAAAACAUCAUCAUGGCCAUGAAGGAUCGCAUGAAGAUUCGGGAACGGAACAAGCCAGAAAUCUUUGACUUGAUCAGAGAUGUUUUUAGUGAGAGCAAAUUAACGCAUGCUCAGCAAAUGAAGACAGUGAAACAGAGCGUGCUUGAUGGCACCUCCAAAUGGUCAGCUAAAAUCACUAUCACCGUGGUUUGUGCUCAGGGUCUGCAGGCCAAGGACAAAACUGGAUCCAGUGAUCCAUAUGUGACGGUUCAAGUUGGCAAAACAAAGAAGAGAACUAAAACAAUUUUUGGGAAUCUGAACCCUGUUUGGGAGGAGAAAUUCCACUUUGAGUGCCAUAACUCCUCGGAUCGGAUCAAAGUGCGCGUCUGGGAUGAGGAUGAUGACAUUAAGUCUCGUGUCAAGCAGAGGCUGAAACGUGAGUCGGACGAUUUCUUGGGGCAGACCAUCAUCGAAGUCCGCACACUGAGUGGAGAGAUGGAUGUAUGGUACAAUCUUGAGAAAAGAACAGAUAAAUCUGCUGUAUCUGGUGCUAUACGCUUGCAAAUCAAUGUGGAAAUAAAAGGAGAAGAGAAGGUGGCUCCGUAUCAUAUUCAGUACACAUGCCUUCAUGAAAACCUCUUCCACUAUCUCACAGACAUUCAAGGGAGCGGGGUGGUGAAGAUCCCUGAUGCCAAAGGAGAUGAUGCCUGGAAGGUGUAUUUUGAUGAGACAGCCCAAGAGAUAGUGGAUGAAUUUGCAAUGCGUUAUGGUAUAGAAACAAUAUACCAGGCUAUGACGCACUUUGCAUGUCUGUCCUCCAAGUACAUGUGUCCAGGAGUGCCAGCUGUGAUGAGCACCUUACUGGCCAAUAUCAAUGCCUACUACGCGCACACUACUGCAUCCACAAACGUGUCUGCUUCUGACCGCUUUGCAGCCUCAAACUUUGGGAAAGAAAGGUUUGUUAAACUGCUGGACCAGCUGCACAAUUCACUCCGUAUUGACCUCUCUAUGUAUAGGAACAAUUUCCCAGCCAGCAGCCCUGAGCGGUUACAGGACUUGAAAUCCACUGUGGACUUGCUGACCAGCAUCACGUUUUUCAGAAUGAAGGUUCAAGAACUACAGAGCCCACCUCGAGCCAGCCAAGUAGUGAAGGACUGUGUGAAGGCCUGUCUCAACUCAACCUAUGAAUACAUCUUCAACAAUUGCCAUGAACUGUAUAGUCGCGAGUACCAGACAGAUCCCAACAAAAAUCAGGACCUUCCUCCUGAGGAGCAAGGCCCCAGCAUCAGGAACUUGGAUUUCUGGCCUAAACUCAUCACUCUGAUAGUUUCCAUUAUAGAAGAGGAUAAAAAUUCAUAUACCCCUGUCCUGAACCAGUUUCCUCAGGAGCUCACUGUUGGGAAGGUCAGUGCUGAAGUCAUGUGGAACCUUUUUGCCCAGGAUAUGAAAUAUGCCAUGGAAGACCAUGAGAAGCACAGACUAUGUAAAAGUGCAGACUAUAUGAAUUUGCACUUCAAAGUGAAAUGGCUGUACAAUGAGUAUGUUCGCGAUCUGCCUGCCUUCAAGGGGAAAGUUCCCGACUAUCCAGCAUGGUUUGAGCAAUUUGUGAUGCAGUGGCUGGAUGAGAAUGAAGAUGUUUCCCUGGAAUUCCUGCAUGGAGCCCUGGAGAGAGAUAAGAAAGAUGGGUUCCAGCAAACAUCUGAGCAUGCUCUAUUCUCCUGCUCAGUGGUGGAUGUCUUCACACAGCUCAAUCAGAGCUUUGAGAUCAUUAAGAAGCUGGAGUGUCCAGACCCUGAGGUUGUUGCUCACUAUAUGAGGAGGUUUGCUAAGACAAUUGGGAAAGUGCUGAUGCAGUACGCUGACAUUCUCUCCAAGUGUUUCCAGUCCUACUGCUCCAAGGAGAAACUACCCUGCAUCCUGAUGAACAACAUUCAGCAGCUGAGAGUGCAGCUCGAGAAGAUGUUUGAGGCCAUGGGUGCUAAGGAGCUGGACCCAGAAGCAAGUGACAAUCUCAAAGAGCUCCAAGUGAAACUGAACAAUGUUUUGGAUGAGCUCAGUGUUGUGUUUGGUAACAGCUUUCAGAGCCGUAUUGAUGAGUGUGUCAAGCAGAUGUCAGAUAUACUCUGUCAAGUGAAAGGGACAGGAAAUAUCCCUGCAAAUGCCAGGAACACGGUGGCGCAAGAUGCGGACAAUGUCCUGAGGCCAUUAAUGGACUUCCUGGAUGGAAACCUGACUCUCUUUGCCACGGUGUGUGAAAAGACAGUGCUGAAACGGGUGCUGAAGGAGCUCUGGAGGGUGGUGAUGAAUACCAUGGAGAAGCUCAUUGUGCUGCCUCCACUCACAGACCACACGGGUACGCAGUUGAUUUUCAGUGCUGCUAAGGAACUGGGACACUUGUCAAAGUUGAAGGAUCACAUGGUGAAGGAAGAAACUAGAAGUCUCACUCCAAAGCAGUGUGCGGUUCUGGACCUGGCUCUGGAUACUAUCAAACAAUAUUUCCAUGCUGGUGGGAACGGUCUAAAGAAAACCUUCUUGGAGAAGAGCCCAGACCUGCAGUCGCUCCGCUAUGCGCUGUCCCUCUACACUCAGACCACAGACACUCUCAUCAAAACCUUUGUCCAGACACAGACAGCUCAGGGUUCUGGUGUGGAUGAUCCAGUGGGUGACGUGUCCAUACAGAUCGACCUGUAUACACACCCAGGAACUGGUGAACACAAGGUCACAGUGAAAGUUGUGGCAGCCAAUGACCUGAAAUGGCAAACAUCCGGCAUGUUCCGCCCGUUUGUUGAAGUCACUAUGAUUGGACCUCAUCAAAGUGACAAGAAAAGAAAGUUCACAACCAAAUCAAAGAGCAACAACUGGGCACCCAAAUACAACGAAACCUUUCACUUCAUAUUGGGGAAUGAAGACGGCCCAGAUGCCUAUGAGCUCCAAGUCUGUGUGAAGGAUUACUGCUUUGCUCGGGAAGAUCGAGUCCUGGGGAUAGCUGUGAUGCAGCUCAGAGAUAUAGCGGACAAAGGAAGCUGUGCUUGCUGGUGCCCACUAGGGCGUAGGAUUCACAUGGACGAGACGGGGCUCACGGUCCUGAGGAUUCUUUCUCAACGAACCAAUGACGAAGUGGCCAGAGAGUUUGUAAAGUUGAAAUCUGAGUCCCGCUCCACGGAAGAAGGCACCUGA
Emys orbicularis (European pond turtle) is the source of this 4730-nucleotide messenger RNA. RefSeq names its product unc-13 homolog B (gene UNC13B). NCBI's taxonomy places the organism in Eukaryota, Metazoa, Chordata, Testudines, Emydidae. The record is from RefSeq and is a predicted model, not a curated record. Gene Ontology annotation, molecular function: syntaxin-1 binding; diacylglycerol binding; calmodulin binding. Gene Ontology annotation, cellular component: presynaptic membrane; neuromuscular junction; synaptic vesicle membrane. Bases 78 to 4730 code for a protein of 1550 amino acids. Gene Ontology annotation, biological process: synaptic vesicle maturation; dense core granule priming; neuromuscular junction development. The transcript is spliced from 38 exons.